UGGAGUGCGAGAGGGUCGCGGCCGAGAUGAUCUGACAGAUGAAAUAGAGAAAAAAGAAAGAGAAGGCGGCGUCCUCCCACACAAAACAAUGUUCCCAAAAGGCAAAGGCACACCGGUGCCGUCGGACGGCCAAGCACGAGAAAAGUUGGCUCUAUACGUCUAUGAGUAUUUGUUACACAUAGGAGCACAGAAGUCUGCACAGACCUUUUUAUCAGAGAUCCGAUGGGAGAAGAACAUAACACUCGGAGAGCCCCCUGGAUUUCUACAUUCUUGGUGGUGUGUAUUCUGGGACUUGUAUUGUGCCGCACCAGAGAGGAGAGAGACAUGUGACCACUCCAGCGAAGCGAAGGCCUUCCACGAUUAUAGUGCAGCAGCAGCCCCCAGCCCGGUGAUGGGAGGGAUGCCCCCCGGUGAGGGCAUGCCAGGAGGACCAAUGCCACCUGGCUUUUUCCAGGGUCCUCCUGGUCCCCAGGGCUCUCCUCACCCUCAGCCUCCUCCCCCUAACAGUAUGAUGGGACCUCACAGUCAGUCCUUCAUGUCGCCUCGCUUCGCUGGAGGCCCAAGAGGUCCCCCCAUCAGGAUGGCCAACCAGCCGCCAGGUGGAGGACCAGGUCCUCAUCCCAUGCUGCCCAACAUGGACCCAACAAGACCACAAGGUCAUCCUAACCUGGGGCCAAUGCAGAGAAUGAGUGGCCCUCGAGGUAUGGGGCCUAUGGGGCCUGGCCCUCAGAGCUUCGGUGGUGGGAUGAGGCCUCCACACAACACCAUGGGCCCCGGCAUGCCAGGAGUGAACAUGGGUCCAGGGACAGGUCGGCCAUGGCCCAAUCCCAACAACGCCAACUCUAUGCCUUACUCAUCACCGUCUCCUGGUGCAUACGGGGGGGCAUCUGGAGGCGGAGGCCCUCCAGGAACUCCCAUCAUGCCCAGCCCUGCAGACUCAAACAACUCUGGUGACAAUUUGUACACCAUGAUCAACACUGGACCCGGAAACCGAAAUAAUUUCCCUAUGGGCCCUGGCUCUGAUGGGCCUUUGGGAGCCAUGGCCGGAAUGGAACCACACCACAUGAAUGGAUCACUAGGCUCUGGUGAUAUGGAUGGAAUGAACAAGAAUUCCCCAAACAAUUUAAGUGGCAUUAGCAAUCCUCCCGGGACCCCAAGGGAUGACGGGGAGCUGAGCGGAAAUUUUCUCCACUCCUUUCAGAGCGAGAACUACUCUCCAACCAUGACGAUGAGCGUGUGACCCCCCUCCUUCACCCAACCCGACAUUAUUUGCCAUCAUUCCGAGGAUCCGAACUCACUAUAGGACACGGCCAAACACAUCAGCACCAAAUCAGGGACAGGCGCCAUUUUGGUUCCACACUAAUGCCAGAACGCUGAUUGGAGAAGAAUCAAAAUGGCGGGCGACUACUGCUCCUUGCUCAAAAUGAAGGACAAUUUCUCCAUUUAUCACAACCCCCAAAGUGUGAUGAAACCAGCUACUGAAAUGCAUACAUGACACGUUUUAUGUUCUUUGCAGAACCCCCCUCGUUCCCAUUUCCAUACCCCCCCCCCCCCCAAGCCCCGCCCCCGUUCUCCUCUGCCCUAGAGCGAAGAGGAAAAACAUGGUUGAAGUUUACCUCUUGUACUUUUUAUCGAUUGCUUUGUGGUGCAAGAUGUGCAGGAAAUAUCCGCUUUUGUCACUUAAAACACUGGAGAGUGUGCAUAUGCAUUGUGAGCUUGGAAAGUCUUUGUCUUGUCAUUUUACUUAUCGCCAUGCAUACUGUGUCACUAAAGUCAGUUGACAUAGGACUCAGAAUUUGCCUUUUACUCUGUGGCCACCUUUAUGAACAAUGUACCAUCCUUCCAAAAGCCCACCCGUCUAUUUAAAGAGAUUUCGAAGGGGGAAAGAUGUGAACCGAUAACGGCUUUUUAUUGUGACAACCUCCCGCAGCAUGCGAGUGCUCACAUGGUUCUUACGAUGUCACAUUGAUCCAGUUUGAUCAGUUGCAGUCUCUUACUGUCGACAGCUAACGCCACUCGGCGCUCUCAGCUGUUUCCCUUUCAAACAGCUGGACUGCUGUUGUGCGCUGUCACCGGAAACCAGACUUCGGCAUAAGAAGUGAGUGCAUGAGUGAUGAGAAUCUGUGUACAACAUACUACCUAGUGCUGCUCUUCUCUAUGUGGACACCUGCUUUAAGAUGUGGUGUAUAUCUCUGCCUGUGCUUAACACUCUGUGCUCUUCAUCGUCGUAGCCUUCUGUGUUCUUUCCGUUUUGGUUCAUUUAUGAUGAAAUGGCUAUGGAUGAGUUGCCCAUUUUAACCCCUCAUACAUAUCUGUUGGUCAUGCUCCCCCUCCCCGUAUCAUCGGCCGUCCCCCUUGGCCCGAGACCCUCCCCGUCUUGCCCACCCACAUAUUUUUUUAUAUUUUGAUACAAACUUUGACUACGUAUAUUGCCCCAGUUAUUCAGUUAGUCAAAGCUUUCUAAACUGAUUCUAGUAGGCAUCAUUAUAAACUUAGCGGCAGUCUUGUAAAUGUGAUUUUUGUUUCAUUUUUUUUUUUUUUUUCCUGUGAACAUUAUAAACAUCUGUCCUAUGUUGCCUUUAUUUGCUGAUAUUUUUUUAUUUCAAAUUGAGGAAAGAUUGCUUGUUAAUAUAAUUUUACAAUAACUUA
Messenger RNA from Mugil cephalus (flathead mullet), 2649 nucleotides. It is a transcript of the gene ssbp3b, whose product is annotated as single stranded DNA binding protein 3b. Lineage: Eukaryota; Metazoa; Chordata; Actinopteri; Mugiliformes; Mugilidae. The coding region runs from base 89 to 1240 and encodes 383 amino acids. The transcript is spliced from 18 exons. Gene Ontology annotation, cellular component: nucleus. Gene Ontology annotation, molecular function: protein binding; single-stranded DNA binding. Gene Ontology annotation, biological process: positive regulation of transcription by RNA polymerase II. The record is from RefSeq and is a predicted model, not a curated record.